This is a messenger RNA of Caenorhabditis remanei, 1731 nucleotides long. RefSeq lists its product as uncharacterized. Bases 1 to 1731 code for a protein of 576 amino acids. NCBI's taxonomy places the organism in Eukaryota, Metazoa, Nematoda, Chromadorea, Rhabditida, Rhabditidae. The transcript is spliced from 5 exons. The record is from RefSeq and is a predicted model, not a curated record. Gene Ontology annotation, biological process: innate immune response.
AUGACCAUCACUGAAUUACUCCACCAACAAUUUUCUUCUAUUCAAAUUCUUUACAAUAAAGAAAAACUCAACCUUGAACUAAUUAGCUGUGAUUACCCACCUACAGUCAUUGACCUUGGAUAUGAUAAGCUAUCAGAUCGUUUCUAUGAAAAUCUUGAGGGUGUCAUAAGGAAUCAGAAUCGGGUAGUGGACUUUAUUGUACUGUGCUCAGAGAAGGAGGUUUCAAAUCGAAUCUUCAAUACACUGGAGAAAUCUCUGAAAAUCUUGACUACAAGAAAAUCUCCUUUGCGAGUCCGACAUCUAUCCCUACAGCUCAAUUACAUGAACCAAGUGAUCCAUAUCGUCAAGCUACUGGAUCCAGAAACUCUCCAAAGUAUAGAAUUCUGUUUCAAUCAUGGCUCCAGUUCCCAACUGAUCCAUAUCGAGCAUGUGCUAUCAUUAGUCAAGUGGAAUAGAGGGGAUCGGUUGAAGUUGGUCUUCAAGUUGAACACAUUGACGGAGAAGAAUUUGAAGUCGGUGAAAAAGAUUCUUCUGGAACACCGGGUCUUCCAGGAGCUGGAGAUCCACUACCAGAAUUGUGUGAAAAAGAACUUGGAGGAGUAUUUUGGGGUUCCUUGCCAAUGUGAGCCUGGAAAAUUUAUAAAAUUCGAGAUAACAGAGGAAUUGUCGGAUGAAUUACUGUUGGCAGAUGCGAUGGAGAAACUAACACUAAUCAACCUUCUAUCCACCCAAGCACUGGAAACACCGGUUAUCAUGCGCCAUAUCUCUCAAUACCUGGAGUUUUUUGAUAUCCAACGCCUUCGAAAAACCACCCGUGGAAUCCGCAACUGUAUAGACUACAUCCAACCGGACUUUCACAUUUCAGAGUACACUAUUGCGUUCCUGCUUGAAAAGAAGCCUUAUACCGUGGUGAAGACUAGAAAAGGAAUCUCGAAAACUACAAGAUACGGGAGAGAUGUGAACUUUGAUAUCAAGAGUUCCCAAUGUAAAAAAGCGAUUUCACGUAUGUUGGAGGACUUGGAGACUAAUUUAAAGAAAACAUGCAUGAAAGAAUUGCAAAUUGUGUUUUCCUACGUGGACUUUAUUGAGUAUGACCCGUUGGUUUCUUUCAACAAGUUUUUUCUGGAUCGGUUCAAAAUGAUUCUGGCAAAAUCUGAAAAACCGCUGAAAAUCGAGAAAUUAGUGAUGAAGUGUGUAACUCAACGAGAAGUGAUGCAAGUGUUGCCAUUCCUCGACUCAAGUCAUCUGAAGACUAUAGAAUUACAUGACCCGGAUUCAGAAUUUCGGAAAAACUAUGGUUCCCGUUACGAGUAUCCAGAAGGCCUACGGAAACCAUUUGAAGUAAAUGAGCUUUGUGAAUUGGAGCAGUGGAAGAAUGCAGUGGGGGAAUUGAUUAUUUAUUCAAGGCCAAUUAAUAUGGUGGUGAGGAAAAUGAAUGUCUGCAACUACUCAAAAGUGAAUAUUACGGUGGAAAAGAUGUCUUCACAAGAUAUACUUUAUUUGAAGGGGAACCUUUCAAUGCAAUCAUGUCUCCACUUCUACAUCCAAUUCAAAAAAUCUGUUAUAAAACCCAACAACCUCUACAACCUUAUCGGUGCACCUCGCCGAAGCUAUGGCGUGGAACGCGAGUGGUGUUUCCCAAUCUCCAAUACCACUCAUUAUCUUCAUAUGGAUUUAAGACAAUAUUUUAUUGAGGUUCGUCGUAUUCCUUAUGGCGUUAAAUAUUAUUAA